Brachypodium distachyon (stiff brome) is the source of this 999-nucleotide messenger RNA. Its product is annotated as heavy metal-associated isoprenylated plant protein 47. The transcript has a single exon. Gene Ontology annotation, molecular function: metal ion binding. Lineage: Eukaryota; Viridiplantae; Streptophyta; Magnoliopsida; Poales; Poaceae. The coding region runs from base 142 to 561 and encodes 139 amino acids. The record is from RefSeq and is a predicted model, not a curated record.
CGCUCGCUUAUAAAAAGGCCCGCGGCCUAGCAGGGGAGGACACACACUCUGCUUCUCACUUCUCACAGUCCCCAAUUCUCAAUUCUCACCACCCCCACUGGAAUCAAUCUCUCGGCAGUCGGCACACAGAAGCAGUCAGCAAUGGCGGUGAAGCAGAAGAUCGUGAUCAAGGUGGAGAUGGCGAGCGGCAGGUGCCGGUCCAAGGCGAUGGCGCUGGUGGCGGCGACGCCGGGGGUGGACUCGGUGGCGCUGGCCGGGGACGGCAAGGACCAGGUGGUGGUGGUGGGCGAGGGCGUCGACUCCAUCAACCUCACGAGCGCGCUGCGCAAGAAGGUCGGCCCCGCGGAGAUCGUGCAGGUCGGCGAGGCCAAGAAGGAGGAGAAGAAGUCGGCAGAUGCUGCCGCCGCGAUCAACUACCCUGGCUACUGCUACUACCCGUACCACUACCCGCCGCAGACGGCGCUCGUCUACGAGCAGCACUACCCUGCCGCUGUCGCCGGCUACGGGCACGGGUACCCCCUGUACGCGGAGCCGGAGCGGGACAAUUGCUCGAUAAUGUAGAACAAGCUGGUAGAUUAGCACGUUAUAAUCCUUAUACUUGCUGGUUUUUUGCAAGCCGUGUGGAGACGAGCGCCAUCCCAAUUUAACGGCGACUGCGAGUGAAGAUUAUGCAUAGUCUGUUUGUUCUGUGAUUUAGGAGUACUUGUGAGGCCUCCAUGCGGGCUCUCGAGAUUAAUCGAUCCUGAAGCAGUAGGCCGCGACAGACAAGCUUGAAGUUCAUGUAUGUUGAAACUGCAAAGGAGGCCAAUUGGGGAAAGCAUGUUGCUCCCAAUAAGCAAAGCCAUGCCUAUGUGCCACUGUUAGGACUUGGCUUGGGAAGCAUCAACGGUACAAAUGUGUAGAUUUCAAGUUUUCAAACAUGGAAUGUCUGAGAUGAUAUUAUUUUAUCGAGAGUUUGUAUAAGAGAGAUUGGUACCUAAUUAUUUUUGCCGAAAUUAA